AUGGACGAGCUUCCCAAAGGGUUGGUGUCGACAACAGAACAGAUUCCAGCGACGCUUGAGGAUGUGACUGCGGUGGAUAUCGGCGACAUUGUGCAAUUGUGGAAGGCCUAUAGUGCAAAUGCCUCGGUCCACGAGGGUGACAUUGGUCACAGACUGGAGAAUUUCUUCUGGCGAAUCUGGAGCAGCGAUGACCUCUGUCGGUCGAUGGAUGGGUCUAGGCUCGCCAAGCUGUUUCUUCGCAUAUCAGAGGCUAGUCCAUUAUCUCUCGCCACUCCGAAGCCGACAACUGCCCAGGCACGAAAGGAACGACUUCACAUCAACGUGACCCCAAAUGAGGAUAAAUCGCCAUCUAGUAAUGGGUCUAAUCGCACGCCUAUGCCCCCACCCAUCUUGAAGAAGUCUAAUACAUCACACGGAGAGACGCAGAAAACCACGCGACUGCUCCUCACUGGAGUCGGGGGGCAAAGUAUCACCCGCAAACCGUCCACCCCUCCCACUCCGGUCCCUCCUCCUAACAGGAAGACUUAUUUUGUAGCGAGCAAAGGCAAGAGUACCAAGCGACGACCGGUGCCUAUGCGACGCAAGUCCUCCCAAACAUCCUCCGGUGCAAGUACUCGUGCGCAUAGUCCGCAACGGAUUCCAACUCCGCUGACCUCAACGUCCCCGGUUCACACUUCUGAACCGAGCAGUGACAGUACGGAGGAGGAGACAGCCGCGGAGGAACCUCCCGAUCCUUUUGAGGACACGAAAACAAUGACCAAACUGACUGAAAUGCCCGCAGCAUUUGUCACCAAUAUACAGAGCAUCCCGACCCCAUCACAAGAGAACAACACACCCCAACCCUCGUCCUCGUCGCUCGUCGACAAGGACUUUCGCACGCGCUUCGCGGAGAGACGACGUCAGGAAUACGAGGAACUGGCCUCGUCGCUCGGAGACGCUGCAGAUGCAGACGCCACUAAUGCCGCACCUCCAGCCACCACUAACGAUACCUCGAGAGCCGUACCCCCCAGCAUCCCCAUCUGCACGCCAUUUUCGAAGCCCGGACCCUCCUCGCCUGACGAGUGGGCGUCUUCCGCUGAGUCGGGGAUUCCUAUCAUGCCACCCAUUGGGUCUACGUUUAGUGCAGGGCGCGUGACGAGCGAGGCGGUCUCGUCGCCGCAGACGCCGAUGUCUGCGUCGAAAGGACGGAGUCAACUCAGCGUGUUGAUUGAGGAGAGUCGCAAUUCGUCAGAGGUAUAG
This is a messenger RNA of Aspergillus melleus, 1239 nucleotides long. Its product is annotated as GATA-like domain-containing protein. NCBI's taxonomy places the organism in Eukaryota, Fungi, Ascomycota, Eurotiomycetes, Eurotiales, Aspergillaceae. Bases 1 to 1239 code for a protein of 412 amino acids. The transcript has 6 exons. The record is from RefSeq and is a predicted model, not a curated record.